AUGGGUGACGUCGCUGUCGAAAACCCAGCAAACCAAGUGGCACCUUACAAAAAGGCCGCGCACUCAGCCAUUCCUACCAUUGACAACUUCGAGGGUGUUUCGACUGAUGGAGGAGAUGAUUACGCGAACUUGAAGAAGCUCCAGAGGCAACUAGAGUACAUUCAACUGCAAGAAGAGUAUAUCAAGGAUGAACAAAGGAGUCUGAAGCGAGAGCUGGUUCGAGCUCAAGAAGAGAUCAAGCGAAUUCAAAGCGUUCCAUUAGUGAUUGGCCAGUUUAUGGAGGCGAUUGACCAAAAUACUGGCAUUGUUCAAUCUAGCACUGGAUCCAACUAUGUGGUUAGAAUCCUUUCAACCCUCGACCGCGAGAAGCUCAAGGCUUCUUCCUCGGUUGCUCUCCACCGACACUCCAACGCCCUCGUCGAUAUUCUUCCUCCCGAGGCCGAUUCCUCCAUUGCCAUGCUUGGCGCCGACGAGAAGCCCGAUGUAACAUACGCCGACGUUGGUGGUCUAGAUAUGCAGAAGCAGGAGAUUCGUGAAGCUGUUGAAUUGCCCUUGACACACUUCGAUCUUUACAAGCAGAUCGGUAUUGACCCUCCUCGAGGUGUUCUCUUGUACGGUCCUCCCGGCACCGGCAAGACUAUGUUGGUCAAGGCUGUUGCCAACUCGACUACUGCCAACUUUAUCCGAGUCGUUGGUUCUGAAUUCGUCCAGAAAUAUCUGGGUGAAGGCCCCAGGAUGGUCCGAGACGUCUUCCGUAUGGCGCGUGAGAACUCUCCCGCCAUUAUCUUCAUCGAUGAGAUUGAUGCUAUUGCAACAAAGCGAUUCGAUGCUCAAACCGGCGCAGACAGAGAAGUCCAGCGUAUUCUGCUGGAGCUUCUCAACCAGAUGGAUGGGUUCGAUCAGACUGCCAACGUCAAGGUCAUCAUGGCGACCAACCGAGCCGACACCCUCGAUCCUGCUCUUUUGCGCCCUGGACGUCUCGACCGAAAGAUUGAAUUUCCCUCGCUACGGGACCGUCGUGAACGACGCCUUAUCUUCUCGACCAUUGCCGGCAAGAUGAGUCUGGCUCCCGAAGUUGACCUUGACUCUUUGAUUGUCCGAAACGACCCCCUAUCCGGUGCUGUCAUCGCUGCCAUCAUGCAGGAGGCAGGUCUCCGUGCAGUCCGCAAGAACCGUUACAACAUCAUCCAGAGCGAUCUCGAGGACGCCUAUUCGAGCCAGGUCAAGGGUACGGGCGAAGAGAAUAAGUUCGAUUUCUACAAAUAG
Molecule: messenger RNA, 1266 nt
Organism: Fusarium coffeatum
Lineage: Eukaryota; Fungi; Ascomycota; Sordariomycetes; Hypocreales; Nectriaceae
Exons: 4
Coding region: 1-1266 (421 amino acids)
Biological process (GO): proteasome-mediated ubiquitin-dependent protein catabolic process
Cellular component (GO): proteasome regulatory particle, base subcomplex
Molecular function (GO): proteasome-activating activity; ATP binding; ATP hydrolysis activity
Source: RefSeq, a predicted model, not a curated record